Coregonus sp. 'balchen' is the source of this 5121-nucleotide messenger RNA. The record is from the annotation of a GenBank genome assembly. Lineage: Eukaryota; Metazoa; Chordata; Actinopteri; Salmoniformes; Salmonidae.
AACAAAACAUUAUUCAUAAAAAGCAAUCUAUUAAUAUGAGUUUUGAACACUAUAUAAUUUGUUUAGAAGCAUGACAGCUAGCUGUACUUUUAGUUUAUGGUUGACACAGCUUGUUGUUCAAGGCACGUGAAUGUAUACAACCUGUAUUUACACAUCAUAACUACAUUGUAAUUACCACCUUCCCACUUGGUAAUGAACGCAGCAUAUGCUAGUUAACUGUAGUUAGGAAAAAAUUGCUUAAAUUUUUAGCUAACCCUGUAAAAUACCAGUGAAAAGAUGGCGACGGCAAUAUACCUGGAACAUUACCUUGACAGUGAGUAUCUACCGUUAACUAAUUUAAGUUGAUCAGUUGUCUAAAUACAUUUCCAAUCUUGUGUUUUUCAGUGUCGAAUUUUUUUAGCUAGCGACGUUACUAGCCAAGCAAGUUGUCUCGUAGUGAUAUUAACGUUACACAUUUUCGGCAUGACGAACGUAAACUGGCAUUGUUUUUGUUAGCUAGCGGUCUAGUAACUCGCUAGGUCAUUGAAGUUGUAGGUUCGAUGAAAUGCUUUACAUUGUUGACCUUAUCUAACGUUUGUGAGUUAACGUUACAAGGAGGGUUGUUUACCGCUUAUCUAGCUAAGUUAGUAGUAACUUCUUAGCAGCAAGCCAACAACAAGGUGGUGUUCUAGUUAGCUAAACGGCGACAUGUACAUGUAAUUUAUUUAGGGUCUCAGUGGGCCAUGACCAUAAAAUGUGGUUUGCUCUAGUUAGUAGGCGGGGGAUGGCUGUGGCGCGACCUCGUUUUCUGCCUGGAGGCAAGUGUACACGGGGCGGGAGGUUUGAUUUAAAAGUGCGUCACAAGCACAGUUUCACUAACGUUGUCUCAUUUCCACUAACUUUUAAACAUUGUUGUUUUCCGGGAAAACAUUUUUAGUUGAAGAUAUUUGGUAGUACAGCUGUCAUGAUCCAGCUAACAUUAUCAAUUUUGAUGUGGGCACCUGUUAUUUGGUAACGCUCAUCAGACUGUGCAUUCAGUGUAGAAAGGUGCAAGAACCAUUUGUCUAAUAAAUAAGAGUGAAUACCAAUUCUUGGUAAAGUCUGAAACAAAGCACUGCAAAAACUUGGAAAGUUUCUUAACAAGCCAGAAUGUUGAAUUAAAUUAUUUUAAUUUACUCUACUGGUUGUCUGUGUGGUUGGACAAAAUAUCCACAGGAAAUAAUUAUUAACCAGACUUUUUAGAGUGCAUGUACUGCCAUUGACAUUUCAAUUACCUGCGACAUGCGCAACACCAUGUAAACACCUGCAAGACUUGUUAGGUCACGAUCAAACAAAUCUUGAUUGCCACACAGACCUGUGUUUUUGAAGUCCGUUUAAUAAUACUUUCCUUGGAUAUUUUGUCAAAAAUGUCGACCAGCUGAAGGACCAACCCCGCGGACAAUCGGAAGUGUAAGUUAAAAUCUAAUUGUAUUCUACAUUUGUGACAGACAAGGGACGUUGAGGGUUCCUAUGGAAUUUUUUAUAUAUGCCUACCCAGGCCAAACUCGGAUGAUGUUCUGCCAAUUGUGCGCCGCCCUAUGGGACUCCCAAUCAUGGCCAGAUUGUGAUACAGGCUGGAAUCGAACCAGGGUCUGUAGUGACGCCUCUAGCACUGAGAUGCAGUGCCUUAGACCGCUGCGCCACUGGGGAGCCCUAUGCUUUACAAGCAAUGGAAAGCAUAGCCAAAAUCGGGACUAAAGAGCCCUGAGCUGUCAGCUGUGUGUUAUCAUCAAAUCCUAUCUUGUUCUCAUGAUGAACUAUUGUAGUUACUGAAUGAUUGCUUCAUACAUUCCCCCAGGUAUUGAGAAUCUUCCCUGUGAACUACAGAGAAACUUUACACUGAUGCGGGACCUGGACAAUAGAACUGAAGGUACAAUACUACACAAGAAAUACAUUUUAAAGUGUUAUUCAUUUUGAUCACCUGAUUUACCACAUGGUUUCAUGCCCCAUCAGUAUUGUGUAGUUCAGCAUCUUUCAUUUUCCAGUAUUACAAUUUUCCUGCAAUUGUGUAGAGAAAAAAGGAGAGAUUGACAAACUGGCGGAGGAGUAUAUCUCAAGUGUAAGGAACUUGGCUUCGGAACAGAGGGUUGAGCACCUGCAGAAGAUCCAGAGUGCUUACAGCAAGUGCAAAGAGUUCAGCGAUGACAAAGUGCAGCUUGCCAUGCAGACAUAUGAAAUGGUCAGUGCUCCAAACCUGGCAUAUAAGUACAUAAAGAUGUGUCAAUACUUUCACUACUGGUCAAUAGAUAAUGCAAAACCAAUCUAAUUGUCUGCAUGUCAUAGGUGGACAAGCAUAUCCGCAGGCUGGAUGCAGACCUGGCCCGAUUUGAGAAUGAGCUGAAGGAGAAGCUGGAAGUGGGCGGCUAUGAAAGUCCAGAAGGAAGAGGGUUAAAGAGUAAGCAGGGAGACUGUUGGUGGGAAAUACUUCUCCAGCACAUUUACGACAGGUAAACUAACUUCCAUGUCCACUGCUGUGAAUAUCUGCUUUAGAGGGUGAAGGUCAGGGACUGAGGGAGAAGCGAGGACCCAGGGGGAGAGGAAGGAAAUCAUCAGAUGAGGAUUCUCCCAGGAAGAAAAAGCUUAAAAACAGGUAUCAAAAAGGUUGUACAAACAAGUACAAUUUACGUGCGUCUGCCUGGUUCUCACUCUCACUUAAUAUAAUUCACCAUCUGUUAAUGUCUGUAGCCCAGGGUUGAGUUCUGCUCUCCUGCCAAUGCAACAGUCAGAUGUUUUGGACAUGCCAGUUGAUCCCAAUGAGCCAACAUACUGCUUGUGCCAUCAAGUGUCAUAUGGAGAGAUGAUUGGAUGUGAUAACCCUGAUGUAAGUUUUUAUUGGGUAUUGGUUGUCUUGUUAUUCAAAAGAAUGCUUUGAAAUUAGUGGUAUUCUCAGGGCUCUAAAUGGAAAAUGUUAAUUACUUAGGAGCACAACAAAGUGUAGGAGCACCAGAAAAUAUUUGUUUAAUUGAUUGAGAUAUAGCCUAUAUUGGGUCUAUAUUUCUAGCUACUUUUAUGCCCUAUAAACUAAUAUUCUAACCCUGUAAAGACAUUUGUAUAUUAUAAAAUAUUGAUACAAAAACCUGUAAUUGAAAUUAGUCAGUUGUGGAAUAUUAGGUUUCUACAUUUUAAUGUUGUCUUCUUACCAAUGCGUUCAUUAUUCAUAGUGUCCAAUUUGAGUGGUUUCACUUGUGUUGAUCUUACUACAAAGCCAAAAGGAAUAUUAGGUUUCUACAUUGCACAAGCACUAUCUACUGAGAUGCAUUAUAUAUAAAUUUGUACACUGUCUCUUUAAGAGCGUCAAGUUCAUUCCUAUAUGAUAAUUGAUUUCCUGAAGAAGCUAUCCCUUUUCCUUUCUAUGCCCCCAAAUGUUUGCAUAUACUUAAGCAUUAAGGCAUGAUAGGUUGUGGUAUAUGGCCAAUAUACCACGGCUAAGGGUUGUUCUUACACACGACACAACGCAGAGUGCCUGGAUACAGCCCUUAGCCGUGGUAUAUUGGGCAUAUACCACAAACCCCAGAGGGGCCUUACUGCUAUUAUAAACUGGUUACCAACGUAAUUAUAGCAGUAACAAUAAAUGUUUUGCCAUACCCGUGUUAUACGGUCUGAUAUACCAAAGCUGUCAGCCAAUCAGCAUUCAGGCCUCGAACCACCCAGUUUAUAAUGGUAAUUAAGUAACCAGGUUGUUAGAUAGCUAGCUAAUGAGGUUACAUGACUGAACAAGGUGUAAACAAAUGCCCGCGGGUGGUUUUGGAACAGCCAGUGAAAUGUUUUAUGAAUGUCUAGCCAAUUCACGAUAGGAGGAAUAAAACAUUGCGCCGGUAAUAUAUUUUUACUAGUUUGUGCUAGAAAUAAAUCAGUUUUCGCUGUAGUAAUGGUGCAACCAUGAAAGUAACGAAUAUGCACUCGCUUUUAUCUACAGGGCACUCAAACAAUGGUAUAGCGAAGCCUAAUCAUCAUAACAAUUAUCUGGGUGAUUGAUUUUCUAGGCGCACAGUGCUCCCAAAAUAAAAUGUCAGGUCGCACAUUAAAAUGGUCACACUUUAAAGCCCUGGGUAUUCUAUAUAGAUUCAACGAGUUAAUCGAAAGAAUACUGUAAUGUUGAUGUCUUUUUACCAAUGUUUUUAUUUUUCAAACAGUGUCCAAUUGAGUGGUUUCACUUUGCUUGUGUUGAUCUUGCUACAAAGCCCAAAGGAAAAUGGUAAGUUAAUAUUUUACAAUGAGUUAAUGAAGUGUAUUGUAUAUGUAAUUAAAAGCAGAUGAAUUUGGGAAUGUUGAUUACAUGCAUUACCUUUUUGUACUUGUAUUUUGUCUUCUCUUUCAGGUUUUGUCCACGAUGCACCCAGGAUAAGAAGAAAAAAUGAGAUAUAUUUCUUUAAAGUACUUUUCUAUAAAUAUAUGUAUUUUGUCUAUGUAGUAAAGUGUAAUAUAUUGACAAAAUUAUUUCCCUUUCUAUUAUGUCCGUGCAUACAUAUUAUGGUCUAAAUACAAAGCUUUUAUUCGAAGUACUUGAAAUAUGUAAACAUUUAAAAGUUUUAGUAUUUGACAAACAAAUUCAACAGCUGUUGAUAAUACAUUUUCUACAUGGUUUAGUUUCCAUUUUUUUAAAAUUCUGUCCUCACUUAAAUAUUAGGGCCAGUGUUAGGGUCUCAUUUGUGUCUGCAUUUUAGUUACCUAGAUACCUCUCGGGUUCAAGCACAUGCAGAUACUGCAAUCUUGAAUCCUGCCUAAAAAUCUAUCUUAAACCAAGCAAGCAAACAAAAACGUUCACUCCGUCCAGUCUUGGACUAAUAAGCUAUCUGGUAAAAGGUGCACUAUAUUUUUAUAUUGACUGUCAAAAGCAUUUGCCCACUCUUGAAUGUAUUAUGGUGAUAAUGAUCAGACAUUUAGGAAGGGACUGGUAUCUCUUUGCCAACAUAACCAGCAAGCAUUAAAGCACUUUGAAUAAAACAUCUGCUGUUCACCACUAACGAUAAACAAUUUAACAGUCCCUACUCACUAGAUAAAGUGGACAUAGUGCAAGCCCUAUUUUUCUUUUGUGGGGAAUGGCUUUCCAAAGAUAUUUUAUUCGUUCACGCUGCUGUAAAGUACAAAUGAAAGACUAACAUU